Prunus mume (Japanese apricot) is the source of this 4504-nucleotide messenger RNA. RefSeq names its product trafficking protein particle complex subunit-like protein. Lineage: Eukaryota; Viridiplantae; Streptophyta; Magnoliopsida; Rosales; Rosaceae. The record is from RefSeq and is a predicted model, not a curated record.
CUAUUUCACAGAUUUGAAUCUGUGAAGAACCAAGAGGAAGGAGACGAAGACGACAACGAAAAAGGAGAGGAAGAAAAAAUCGAACACAAUGGAGGAAUAUCCAGAAGAAAUGAGAAGUCCACCGGUGAGCCUAGUAUCAGUGGUGGGCUGCUCCGAACUCCACACCUCCAUCUCCACCUACCUCCACUCUCUCGACCCACCGAUAAACACCCUGGCCUUGCCUGAUCUCUCCAAGGCCUCCCUCCUCUUGACCCCCAAGCCCACCACCACUCCCACCUCCGAUUCGACCGCUCCUCCACCCGCCGGAAUAUUAAAGCGAGAAUGGCUCCUCAAGCACCGCACCAAAGUCCCCUCCGUCGUCGCCGCCCUCUUCUCCUCCGAUCGGGUUUCCGGAGACCCCGCCCAGUGGCUUCAACUCUGCUCCGACCUCGAUAAUCUCAAAGCCCUCCUACGCGGCAGAAACAUCAAGCUGGUCGUCGUCGUCGUCUGCUCCAAUCCCAACGAUGAAAUCUCCGAAGAUCAAAUGGUUGCUGUGCGGAAGCGUGCGGAUGUGGAUGCCAAGUACCUUCUCACGUUUUACCAAAACCCAGAUGGGGACGGCAAUGGUUCUCAGCUUAAAGAGUCUCUGUACAGAUUGGGAAGCGUGUUUGUAGAGCUGGGCAGCAGGUAUUAUAGAGAUGAAGGAAGAAGGAUCAAAGCUCGUAUUGAGAGGAAGUCUUCUAAUCCUCCUGAACUCAACAUCCGCUAUUCCUUCAAAGUUGCUGUGUAUGCUGAGUUCAGAAGAGACUGGGCUGAAGCUUUAAGGUUUUAUGAGGAUGCUUAUCACACCCUACGUGAGUUGAUUGCUGGGACAUCAAAUCGGGUGGCGAUUCAACGCUUGGUUGAGAUAAAAACUGUUGCGGAGCAAUUGCAUUUCAAAAUCUCAACCUUGUUAUUGCAUGGUGGAAAGAUUAUAGAAGCAGUUGCAUGGUUCCGCCAGCACAAUGCUUCAUACAGAAAGCUGGUAGGAGCACCAGAAGCUAUAUUCCUUCACUGGGAGUGGAUGAGUAGACAGUUCUUGGUGUUUGCCGAGUUGGUGGAGACAAGUUCAGCAGCCAUUCAAAGCAUUUCACCUCUACCUAUGGGCACUGCAGACAGACCUUUGACUGAGUGGGAAUUUCAGCCAGCGCAUUACUAUCAGUUAGCUGCUCACUACUUGAAGGAGAAGAGAUCUUCUUUGGAAUUUGCGGUUUCGAUGUCAGAGGGCGAGAUCGAUUGUAGUGCUGAAUCUGUAGUACCUUCAUCCUAUUUGGGUCAGUUUGCUCGAUUAAUUGAGCAAGGGGGUGCAUUUGUCAUGCAACCUCUUAAUGAUGAAGAGUAUAUGCGCUAUGCUAUUUCUGAAGGGAAAAGGUUCCAAGAUUCCUUUGAAAUUAUUGCUUUACUAAAAAAAUCAUGUGAAUCAUACAAUAAUCGCAAAGUCAGGAGAAUGGGCUCAUUUUGUGGGUUCCAGAUGGCCAGGGAAUAUUAUGCUUUAGGCGAUUUUAGCAAUGCAAAACAGUCUUUUGAUGAUAUUGCAAGUCUAUACAGACAAGAGGGUUGGGUCACUUUGUUGUGGGAGGUAUUGGGUUACCUGCGUGAAUGUUCAAGGAAACAGAGUAGAGUUAAGGAUUUUAUAGAGUACUCCUUUGAAAUGGCCGCGCUCCCUAUAUCAGCUGAUGCUAGUAUCCAGUCUUUCAGAUUUGAAGAAUCUGGUCCAGCUGGACCUGCGACUAUCCUACAAAGAGAAACAAUAAACAAAGAAGCUUUUGGGCUUGUUAGUGGAGAAUUGAGGUUGGCAUCAAUUGAAAACGGCAAUGAUCUGAAAGUAUGUGACGGGAAUCCACUUCACCUGGAAAUUGAUCUCGUCAGUCCUCUUAGAUUGGUACUUCUUGCUUCAGUUGCUUUUCAUGAACAAAUAAUCAAGCCUGGCUCAUCCACACUGGUUACGUUGUCACUUCUGUCACAAUUACCUCUGAAUUUCGAGAUUGAUCAGUUAGAAGUCCAGUUCAAUCAGUCUGAUUGUAACUUCAUCAUCAUGAAUGGCCAAAGGCCUCAUGUAGCUGCCAUGAUUGACGGUCAACCAGGUCGCCGAAUAGAGACUGCUCCUUCUUUGGCACUUUCUACAAAUAAAUGGCUGCGAUUGACGUAUAACAUCAAAUCUGAUAAAAGUGGAAAGCUCGAAUGCAUAUCUGUUAUUGCAAAAAUAGGACCCCACUUUACAAUCUGUUGCAGAGCUGAAAGUCCUGCUUCAAUGGAUGAGUUGCCUCUUUGGAAAUUUGAAGACCGUGUGGUUACCUAUCCAACCAAGGACCCUGCUCUGGCAUUCUCUGGUCAGAAGGCUACUCAGGUUGAAGAGCCAGACCCAGAAGUGGACCUUAAUUUAGGUGCUUCUGGCCCUGCACUGAUUGGAGAGAGCUUCAUAGUCCCUGUUACUGUCACGUCCAAGGGCCAUGAUGUUAACUCGGGUGAGUUGAAGAUCAAUCUGGUGGAUGUAAGGGGAGGUGGUUUGUUUAGCCCAAGGGACACGGAACUGUCCAUGGAUAGUCAUCAUGUUGAACUUCUUGGUAUUUCUGGACCAGACGGGGAAGAUGAAUCUCAACUAAACACUGAUGAAAUUAAGAAAAUUCAACAGUCUUUCGGUUUGGUUUCUGUUCCUUUUCUCAAAAGUGGAGACUCGUGGUCUUGUAAAUUGGAAAUCAAGUGGCACAGACCCAAACCAAUUAUGCUUUAUGUAUCAUUGGGUUAUUCUCCAGAUACUAAUGAAUCGAACACACAAAAGGUUAAUGUCCACAAGAGCUUGCAGAUUGAAGGAAAGAAUGCAAUCAUAAUUAGUCACCGUUUUAUGCUUCCAUUCCGGCGGUACCCAUUGUUGCUUUCUAGGACAAGGCCAGUUCCUGAUACUGAUCGGUCAGCAUCAAUGCCAUCAAACGAAACAAGUGUACUUGUUGUUAGUGCUAAGAACUGUUCUGAUGUGCCGCUUCAGUUGCUAUCGUUAUCCCUUGAAGUAGAUGGUAAUGAUGGCACGGAAAGGUCAUGUUCUGUGCAACAUGGAGGUAAGGACCUAUUGGACGCUGCCCUUCUUGUUCCAGGAGAAGAGUUCAAGAAGGUUUACACUGUCACUUCUGAGAUGAAUUCUUCAAAGCUUAAGUUAGGUAAUGUGUGUCUUACAUGGAGAAGGGAUUCUGGGUCUGAAGUGCAAUCUGGUUCUAAAGCUUCAGUUUUAACUACACACAGACUUCCUGAUGUUAAUCUAGAGUUGUCACCUUUGGUGGUGAGUUUGGAGUGCCCUCCUUAUGCAAUCCUUGGAGAUCCUUUCACAUAUUUUGUUAGAAUUCAGAACCAGACAGAAUUGCUUCAGGAAGCCAAAAUUUCAUUGGCAGAUGCACAGAGUUUUGUAUUAGCUGGGUCUCACAAUGAUGCCAUUUUUAUUCUUCCAAAGUCUGAGCACAUCAUCAGAUACAAGCUUGUGCCACUUGCCUCGGGUGCACAACAGCUACCAAGAUUUACGUUAACCUCAGUUAGAUAUUCAACUGGGUUUCAGCCGUCAGUUGCUUCAUCUACUAUUUUUGUGUUUCCCUCUAAGCCUCAUUUCAAGAUGGUUGCUGUGGGAGAUGAUAGGUUGGAAUCAUUGGUGGCUGAAUGACUCCUGCCUCUGUUGAAUAAAUUUUGUGAAGAAGAUGCAAAGUGGAUGUUAUGACAGGCUUGCUAGAUGCAUGUUGUUGGAUAGGUGCACCCUGUAUUUGACUACCACUGAGCAACGACACGGGAGAUGUACUGAUAAAUAUCAAGCUCGGGGAUCAUUGGCCUUGCCACAGUUAGUCAGUAUAUGGUCUUGCAUCUCUUGGAAAUGUGGUUUAUCAAUAGGAGAUGGGUUGACCCCGGCCCUUGCAUAUCCUAAUAAGGCAAAAGCAUGAUGACGAUGGGGUGAAUUACUAUGAAAAAAAAACUUAUGGGCGUGGUAGUCCUCCUAAGUCUGGAUAUGAAGGAUAUGUAACUGGUUAAACAGAUAACCGAGAAAAUUACUACUUUAUCGAAGCACUGGUAACCCCUUUUCAUUACAAGUGGUGUGGGACUUGACUGGGAGUACCUUGUGAAAAUUUGUUGUGAUGAUAGAUACCAUAUAGCUGUGGUCAGAUUGUAUUGGUGGUACUACUUUCAGUGAUGGCUAGAGCGGCUUCUGUGGCGCCCGCGGCAGGGUGAGGUGAGAAAACUAAAGGUGGUGGGAAUAUUGUUAUUUUCCGUGGAGUUUCCGGACGUAGCAGCAGCAACUUUCAUGAUGACUUUCAUUCGUCCCCAGAAUAGAGGUUCUACAUGAAUCCAGUAACUAUGAAUUUCUUGUGAAGGUGCAAUGUUUUUGGUAACAUACUAUCAGAGUAGGGAUCUUUUUUUCGUAUAAAAAAUUCAAAUUGUUGUACUUUGUAGGAUAAAUAUUUGAUAUGGUGAUUAUUAUUUGUUUAAAGUCAUUUUGCGAAGACCAGAGUGAAAA